CAGACCAAGGCCAGUACAAUGUGAAUAUGAACGCGCGGGUGACGUCACAUUCUCUUGCCAACCACGGGGACGCGUAAGAAGCGAGUGCGCUACGGACGGGAAACCGCUCCUUGGAACUGAAAAACUCAACAACAAUUUGGAAUGGCUGCGAUUUCUCCCUAAUAAACGCGUUAACGUUACAAAAAUCAAAGAACAGGAAGUCCUGUUGACAUCACCUCCUGUCUGCGGCGGCUAUGUCGUGYCGGGACAUCCACGCCACCAAUGCCUUCUCCUUCAUCAUCGCCUUCAUCUGCGUGGGCGGCAUCGCUGUGGCGGCGCUGAUCCCACAGUGGCGAGUGACACGACUUGUCACCUUCAACAAAAACGCCAAGAACAUCAGCGUCUAUGACGGCCUGUGGGCCAAGUGUGUGAAACAAGAUGGCUACUCUGGCUGCUACUACUACGACUCAGAGUGGUAUUCUAAAGUGGACCAGUUGGACCUGAGACUGCUCCAGUUCUGCCUGCCGACUGGGCUACUGUUUGGCUCCCUGGCCCUGGUGCUGUGUAUGGCAGGCAUGUCUAAGACCUGCUGCUGCUCUGAUAAGGCUGAGACAGACAUCAAGAGUACCCGCUGUCUGGUCAACAGCGCAGGCUGCCACCUAGUGGCCGGGAUGUUCCUGUUCCUGGGCGGUGCUAUCGCCCUGGCGCCCUCCGUGUGGUUCCUGUUCCGGACCAAAGAGAUGAACAUCAAGUACGACCGCAUCUUCUCAGACGGGUUCGCGGUCUACGUGGCCAUCGGCUGUUCCGGUGGCCUCAUGCUCGCCGCCCUGCUGAUGUUCAUGUGGUACUGCAUGUGUAAGAAGCUACCCUCUCCCUUCUGGCUGCCUCUACCCACACUCCCUAACUCCCUCUCCACCCAGCCCCUCACAGCCAACGGGUACCCCCCCUCCCCCGUCUACGGACCCCCUCAGACCUUCCCUCCACAGGGGUAYGUCCCCACUGUGAUGGAUGCCCAGCCCUACGCUCCCUCCCAGGGCUACCCUCAGAGCRUAGCCCCACUGGCCCAGCAGGUCUAUAUGUCCCAGAUGUCAGCCCCAGAUGGGUAUGGGUCAGAGGUGGGGCAGAACCAGGCUUACAGCUAUGCCCCGUCCCAGAGUUAUGCCCCCUCUCAGGUGGGCUACGCCCCCAGCUACGUAGGCCACCGCUACUCCACACGCUCACGCAUGUCUGGCAUAGAGAUAGACAUCCCUGUUCUAACACAAGGCCUCUGAGGGAGUGAGGGCUGCUGCAAGAACACUGAGUCCUGGUUCCAUUUAGCUGUCCUGUCUCCUGUAAAGGGUGUGUACUGUCAGUGCAAUAUAAAUGAAGGAUAUGACUGUUGGUCAGUCUGCACUAGAAAUACAACUCUGCGUCACUCAACGAAGCAGCACUGCACGGUUAGACACCGUUUAGUAUGCAGGCUCCACAUCUGGUGAAAGGACACCAGAGAUGCCCCAUAAUGAAGUCUGAAUUCACUGUUACAUUUUGAUUGAAAACAAUAUUUUCUAAUCGCACCUAUUUGUACAUCUCUUCUUAAUGUAAAUCUGCUUGAAACCUCAUAGCAUUUCUACACUGUGUAUAUUGUGUUCACUAAUAUUUCAACUGCUAAGAAAUGAACUAAACUGUACUUUAACCAUGAGGUAACUUGAUGUAGUGAGGUUAAAGGGAGUGACACUAACUGACUGUGAUGUCUUUGUUGUGCCUGUUGUUUUAAUGUGUGUUGUUCAUAUUGUUGGUCUGUGAAGAAAUACUACUGCUGUGCCUUGUUCAGAACAUUGCUUAGUUAUUCUGUGUUUGUUGUACUAAUACUGAGAAUACUGUAACAUGUUACUGUUUCUUUUGUUCUGCUAGUUUCAUACACAUGCUGAUUUUGGGUGUUGGAGAUAUAAUAUGCUGUGAGAUGACAUGGGAAUGUCCAAAUGACUCUCAUCCUAUUUACCCAUCAACAGUACAGCAGUGGCUCUAAGGCCAUGACUUUUUAUAUGUAGACAUAAAUUAGAUCAUUUUGUAUCUAAUUCACAUAUCAUGAUGYCACCGUAUAUCAAUCAAAUGUAUAAAGCCUUUUUUACAUCAGCAGAUGUCAGAAAGUGCUAUAUCAGGAAGGUAGUUGUUGACGUGUCUCCUUCGUUAAGGUGCCUGGAGAGAUGAUUGAACCAGAACACAUACUGCUCUGUGGCUCUGUCUGCUACUCAGACCAAAGCAACGUCAAAAUGAACAUCUUAUUUUAGGUACACUGCCAUCAUCUGUCGCCUGUUCUUUUUGUCAAACUGUAAGUCUACACUGAGCUGUGUAAGCAAACGUAGAGCUACUCUUGCUUCCGCUUCAUUCAUCCACUACUGGGCUCCCGAGUGGUGCAGCGGUCUAAGGCACUGCAUCUCAGUGCUAGAGGUGUCACUACAGACCCUGGUUUGAUUCCAGGCUGUAGCUCCAUGAUCGGGAGUCCCAUAGGGCGGCGCACAAUUGGCCCAGCAUUGUCCGGGGUAGGCCGUCAUUGUAAAUAAGARUGUGUUCUUAACUGACUUGCCUAGUUAAAUAAAGGUUAAAUAAACUGUCAUUGAUUUCACAUGAAGGGGGGAGGUUCACUACACUGUAACAUCACAUUGGCUGUGCUGGUUCUAAAAUGGUAGAACACUGACUGAAUGCACUGGUCUUCUUAUGAUUCUACAAUCUAGAGGAAGARGAUUCUGUGAWUUAUGUUGCAUUCUAUUCCUAAACACYAGUUUUGACCAAACUGUCCUCUAACUCGUGUGUUGACUUAAUCUUAAAUACCCUUUAAAUCAGCCGUAACGUAUCCGACAUGCUCUCUCUGUUGCAGUACUGCAUGUACAGUCUAAUGUCCUUAUCUCWAUGGAAAAUAUCUUUGUUCACCAGACCUUUUUCUCAAUAAAWUUUUUAUCUAAUUAAA
Salvelinus sp. IW2-2015 is the source of this 2923-nucleotide messenger RNA. It is a transcript of the gene cldn12, whose product is annotated as claudin 12. NCBI's taxonomy places the organism in Eukaryota, Metazoa, Chordata, Actinopteri, Salmoniformes, Salmonidae. Gene Ontology annotation, cellular component: plasma membrane. The record is from RefSeq and is a predicted model, not a curated record.